Molecule: messenger RNA, 1505 nt
Organism: Patella vulgata (common limpet)
Lineage: Eukaryota; Metazoa; Mollusca; Gastropoda; Patellidae
Product: neuropeptide FF receptor 2
Exons: 4
Coding region: 196-1302 (368 amino acids)
Biological process (GO): G protein-coupled receptor signaling pathway
Cellular component (GO): membrane
Molecular function (GO): G protein-coupled receptor activity
Source: RefSeq, a predicted model, not a curated record
CAACGCAGAUUUUUCUGGAACUCGAAGCUCCUGUGUUGUUUGGAUUUCUGUUUCACAUGCCUAGAAGUUUGUGUCUAAAACAAGGCAGAUUUUUCUGUAACUCUUGUGUUGUUUGGGUUUCCGUUUCACCUGCUUUGAAAAGAAUACAAAGAAGUUUUCUUCGUUUCUAAGAUUGAAAGUACAAUAAGAAGUUGUAUGACGUUUUUCUGGAAUGCAAUGGAAGAAGAUGAUUAUAUUUACCCCCGUGAUCCAGUCGUCCCCUAUUUGGCCUUUGAUGUGAUAUACUAUUCUACCAUCCCUGUGCUUUCCUUCUUUGGAAAUUUAUUUACUUUUAUUAUAGUGUGCAAAAUUGCUCAAUACCGCCAAAAUGUUCAGGAUGCCUUGGUUGGAUCUUUGGCUCUCAAUGAUGUUCUCACUGUCAUCAUUGUCAUGACACCGACAUUAAUUGCCGAAAUGCGAGGUAAAUAUUUUGGAUCUCGGAUUUUUUGUGAAUUCAGUGCUGUGACGACUGUUUGGUACAUCUAUACAACAUUCGCUAUCAUUGUGCUCAUCAGUGUUGAGAGAUGGCUGGCCAUUUCUAAACCAUUCUUAUACAAACGUUUAGCCAUUACGCCUAUUCAUAUUAAGGGAUUUGUCGGAUUGCAAGGAUGUUUUUGUCUUUUACUGGCCUCCAUACCUCUCUUUAUCUAUCCAGUAACUUUGAAAGCCGGGUGGUAUUGUGCCAUGACGAAUUUUAUUCGAACUAACAUGACAACCGUGAUCAAUGGUUCCAUAUUUGUAAAUGUGACCCAAACUGUUGCCUACCCGGUUCCUGAAGUCAUUUAUAUAAAAAUAGCCUUUUUAUUCGUGGGAAUAGUGCUCCUUGUGACCUGUAACAUAAGCAUCGCAUAUCAGCUCACUAAAAAGAAAGGCUUUGAUAUAUGUUCAAACAGACUUGAAAGACAGUUUGCCAAAUUGAUGGGCGUGGUUGCUGUUAUUUUCUUACUCACAUGGCUGCCUAACUUGUUUGCUAGAUUCGCCUGUGCUAAUGGUUUAAAUAAAUGUGAUGUCGUAGAAUUCUAUGCUAUGAGGGUAGUGAUGAUGGGUGUGGCAGCUAAUCCACUGGUUUAUGGUUUUAUGAAGAAAACGUACAGACGGGGCUAUAUUUAUUUAAUAAGAAUGACUGUUCAUUAUGCCAGUUUUAAACUUAUAUCAGCACCACCUUAUGGCGAAGAAAUAUUUGAUCUACGAGAAGGCGUCGCUAGACGUCCUAAUUCAGUCAGCAGAUCUUCUGCCAAAUUACCCAGUGAGAGUUCAGCUUAAACAAUAUACAGAAUCUGUCAAAUUUGUGGACAUCUUUGAAAUUCUAUGAGAAGAAAUAUUUGUCUGUCUGUAUGAAAGACUGGGUCACGGUUUCUAUCUAAAGGAUGUCGCAGUGUUGGGGUCCAUUUAGUCAGAUUUUUGGUAAAAAGUGCAAGGUGCAAGAUGUAUUAUUAUUAUUUUCGUAAUCUAUGAACAUAAUAUUA